AUGCGCGCCGCACAAGUCAUCUCCUUCAACGAACCCUACAAGGUGCACGAAAUCUCCGUCCCAUCAGAACUUGCACCGCACGACCUCCUCAUAAAAGUCGCCGUCGCCUCCCUCUGCCACACAGACUCCAUGGUCUCUUCCGGCGCAAUGGGCACACCACUUCCCUGCACCGGCUCUCACGAGGGCGCAGGCACCGUUGUAGCAACUGGCACGUCUGUAACGCAGUUCGCAGUCGGCGACCGCGUGAUGGCCGGGAUCUUGUAUGAUGCUUGCGGUACAUGCACCGAAUGCACAGGAGGACCACACGCAUCGGUAUGUCCUCAGUACUGUCAAAACACUGGGGGGUUUCUUGGUAUAACGAGACAUGGGUUUUUCGCCGAGUACGCGAAGGUGGAUGCGAGACAGACUGCGAAGAUACCGCGGAAUGUUUCUUUUCUUACUGCGGCGCCGCUGGCUUGUGCGGGCGUGACGGUUUAUCGCGGGAUUGUUUUGUCGGGUGUGAGGAAGGGGGAGUGGAUUGCUGUUGUGGGUAGUGGAGGUGGGUUGGGCCAUCUUGGAGUGAAGUUUGCAAAAGCCAUGGGAUUGAAUGUUAUUGGGAUUGAUGCGAGGGAUGAGGGAUUGGAACUAACGAGGCUGUGUGGUGCGGAUGUUGCUAUCGAUGCGAGGAUUGGGAUGGAAGAGGUUAUCAAGGCUGUGCGUGCUUGUACGGGGAAUGAGGGGGUGAAGGCUACGCUGAACGUUAGUGAUGCGAAGGAGUCGGCGGCCUUGGCUUGUGCGGUGACGAAGAUGCAUGGGACGAUGAUACAACUUGCGCAGCCGGAUGGUGUGGUUAUCCCGUUCCAUGAACUCAUUUUGAGGGAUAUCAGGGUGAGGGGGUCGGCUGUUGCUAACCUGAGUGAGGCGCGGGACAUGCUGGAUUUGGUUGCUGAGCAUGGCAUUACGGUGCAGACGAGUUCGUUUCACGGACUGGGUGAGAUUGAGAAGUUGGUAGAGCUGGCGCAUAGCGGUAAGAUGAAAGGAAAGGGUGUUGUCAUCAUGGAUCAAGAGCAGAUUGAGAGGGAGAAGAAUGUCAGAUCGGCGUUGUAG
Alternaria hordeiaustralica is the source of this 1086-nucleotide messenger RNA. RefSeq lists its product as uncharacterized. Gene Ontology annotation, molecular function: oxidoreductase activity. The record is from RefSeq and is a predicted model, not a curated record. Bases 1 to 1086 code for a protein of 361 amino acids. Lineage: Eukaryota; Fungi; Ascomycota; Dothideomycetes; Pleosporales; Pleosporaceae. The transcript has a single exon.